GUUCAUGUAAAUUGAGUUUUAGUCACACUGGUGGGAUUUCAAAAGUCUGAACAGCCAUAGUUUUUCAUGAACAUAGUCUACAGCGGGUUUAGCCACCCUGGUUAAUCCAACACUCGGCACAGCGUCGACGCAUGGACAGGACAUGCCUUCGGAGAACUUGUUGCGGGAAUACAAUGCAGAAACAGGCAAUGCAGUUGAAUUGUCAGCAGCCGUGAAAAACUUCAAGCAGAGUGAAGCUCUUGAAUCCGUGGAUGGCUUCGACAGGGACUUGAUGACGUUACAGGACCAGAUUCUCAACUUAUCUGUGCGCACCCAUAUGCUGGAAGUGGACCUCGCUACCCUCUUCAGCCCCGACCUGAUUCUGGAACUGGAGAAAAUGGACCAGAGCUGCGUUGAAUGCACUCUAGACUUAGAGAAAAUGGCGUGUGAGGAGUUCUCUUCACUAAACGCGGACGCUGAACCUCCAGUAUCCCAGACAGAUUCACUACUGCCAUUGGACCAGCCAAACGAAGUCAACGAUGAAAAAUCCAACAAUGUGCAGUGUAUGUCAGACAAAUCAGCACUUGAUGUCGAUGAUGCUGAUGAGGAUAAAGUGGGCUAAAAUUAAGCUCACCCAUCACUUCAUUUUUACCAAAAUGAGGUUUCAGUUUCAGCCAAUUUGAUUGUUUUGCAAUUUUUCUGAUGUUGUUGAAAUAGGCUGGAAUAAAUAAAUUCUCUAUAAAAGUAUUGAUGCAAGCA
Aplysia californica (California sea hare) is the source of this 738-nucleotide messenger RNA. RefSeq lists its product as uncharacterized. The transcript is spliced from 3 exons. Lineage: Eukaryota; Metazoa; Mollusca; Gastropoda; Aplysiida; Aplysiidae. The record is from RefSeq and is a predicted model, not a curated record. Bases 143 to 601 code for a protein of 152 amino acids.